Messenger RNA from Nannizzia gypsea CBS 118893, 1134 nucleotides. RefSeq lists its product as hypothetical. The transcript is spliced from 3 exons. NCBI's taxonomy places the organism in Eukaryota, Fungi, Ascomycota, Eurotiomycetes, Onygenales, Arthrodermataceae. The record is from RefSeq and is a predicted model, not a curated record. The coding region runs from base 1 to 1134 and encodes 377 amino acids.
AUGGCUUUAGACAACGUGGAAACCAAGUCCAGGGUGGAAAAGUUUGAGUUCGUCAUGGAAAGAGUGUAUGGCAACUAUAGAGACGUUUCGGAUCCAUGUGCAUGGACACCUCCUCCUGCCCCAGGUGGACAUCGUGGCCGGUAUCUAUGGACUGAUGCUUUUGGAGUCAUAAAUUUUCUGACACUUUACAAAAUGCACACUGAGCUAAAAGCUGAAAGCGGAUAUCCAGAGAGAUAUCUCACAUUCGCUGAACGACUUGUGGAUACCGUUCAUGAUGUUUUGGGGAGAACUCGGGAUGGAACUUCCCGUUUACCAGGCGCCACUGAUUCGGAGCCAUUAGCUGGAGGCCUAAGAAUUGGGAAGGUCGACGAGACCGGCUCGGAUGGUGACGGGCAAUACCAUCACUAUCUAACGCAAUGGAUGUUUGCCCUCAACCGGCUGUCAAUGGCAACUGGGAACCCGAUCUACAACAGGCAGGCCUGCUUACUAGGCAAAGCAAUCCAUCCACACUUCCUCGUAGGGCUCGAGACAGACCGCCCCCGUAUGGUAUGGAAGGUAGCGAUGGACCUUUCACGGCCUCUUGUUUCUAGCGAAGGAAACCUAGAUCCGUUGGACGGAUUUGUCACAUUCUCUUUGGUGCAGGCGUCUGCUAAGAAGUUCGGUGACGGUGAAGUAUUUAGGGAGGAGAUAUCUAACUACAAGAAGGUAUCCGAACGUAGGGGGGGCCAUAUCCCGUCAUUGGAUUUCCUUGACCUGGGGAUGACUCUUGUCUCAGUCCAGUGGUUUUAUGAUGAAGACUGGGCUGUCACCUUAGCAUCUCGGUGUUGCAACAUCCUGAAAAAUUUGUUUGAUGAGGAGUAUCACUUGAAGUUCGGCGCAAGCCGCCUCGCAUUCAGGGAAUUCGGAGCGUGUCUUGGCAUCGAAUGUUUCAGGGCAACAGUAGGUCCAGAGGGCGAUUUAUAUGACUACUUCAAGGAAAUGUCAGACGCCAUGAUUGAACAAUAUAACGAUGACGGUACACAAACACCAAACGAGCUGAAGCCUAUCACCAGAGUCAUGUUCGCUUCUGCACUGAUUCCAGGGGCCUUCCAAGCUGGUUUUUUUGGACCUGAGCAUAUCAAGACGGUGACUUAG